Molecule: messenger RNA, 822 nt
Organism: Drosophila takahashii
Lineage: Eukaryota; Metazoa; Arthropoda; Insecta; Diptera; Drosophilidae
Source: RefSeq, a predicted model, not a curated record
AUGAAGUUGCUGUGCUGGGAGUCGUUUGGUUGCUUCAUGGCUAACAUCCUGCCAAAGUCUUUCUCCUGGUCAGGUGAUGGGAUGAAAGCCUUGAGUGCGGUUAACCAAAGUCGGGAAAUGUUGGAUGAUUCUAUUGGUUGCUGUUCUAUGGAUUGGUUAGUCCAGCUACAGCAAUCCUCGUGUCCUCUAAUAAGGCUUUUAAUACUCGGAUUGUUGGCUUUGCCGGUUUAUAAUGCGAUUUUGAUUCUAGUGGGCUGGCGCCUAAAUUGUAGUGCUUCGAGCAGUGCAGAGCGUUUAGUGCUAGACAUUCGAGUGGCCAGAGCCGUGAAACGUCAAGCUCCUUCACCUCCUGCAGCUCCAAAGCCACCGCCUCGUCUUCGUAGACGAAAGCGCCAGAAGACUCCACUUCCCAUUAGAAAAUUGCGAUUGCCGGAGUCCUAUCCCAGUCAAAAGAAUCCAUUUGAUUGUAGCUUACAGGCAGAUCAGUACAAAAAUCUCAGGGAGAAUCUGAAAAUGGUGCUGGAGGGUUUGCAGAAACCUUUGCCGGGUUCAUUACCUUCUUCCCCAUUACUGCCCAUUUUUGUGCCUCCUGAAGUUGAACCCCAAUCUUUAGUAGAACCCCUCACCCCUCCAGAAUCCCCCAGGAUUGAGAGUAAAAAACAUUCCUCCAAAUUUUUACCAGGAAUCCUUAAGCGUAUUUGGCAGAGAUGGAAAACCCAAACCAGAAGGAAAGAGAAGAAAACCCCGACUUCAGAGGCCAGCACUUCCUCAUCCAGUGGCUCGAGCUCAAGCAUGGGUUCCAGCCUCUUCUAUGUCUACUAA